Molecule: messenger RNA, 3717 nt
Organism: Ostreococcus tauri
Lineage: Eukaryota; Viridiplantae; Chlorophyta; Mamiellophyceae; Mamiellales; Bathycoccaceae
Product: ABC transporter, conserved site
Exons: 1
Coding region: 1-3717 (1238 amino acids)
Molecular function (GO): ATP hydrolysis activity; ATP binding
Source: RefSeq, a predicted model, not a curated record
AUGAGCGGGAUAACGAUCGCUCAUAGGGCGUCCUCGUUCAAAUCUAUCCCCUCGGUGGCGUCCAUGGGGAAUAUGAGCGAGAUCUCGUUCGCGAGUGCAGAGACGGCGGAUGAACGAGACGCCGAGGAGAUCAAAGAUGCGGUUUCAUCGAUGUUGGCAUCCGACAAGGCCAUGUUCGUGAAAGAGCUCACGGAGGGGAAAUUCGCGGCGACGGCGAUCUGUCACGGGUUAGGGGACGUCGCGAGCGAAGUUCGAGAGGCGGCGUUGAUGGUUGGCAGGGCGGCGCUGAGUGAAGUUGACGGCGACGGAUCGAAGUACGUCGAGGCUCUGGAGGCGUAUCUGCAGUCGCAGUGCGGUGGUGAGCCGGGUAGCCACGCCGAGGAUAACACUAGGGGCGGUAUAAUCGCCCUGUACGGACACGCGGCUCAGGUGUUUUGCGACGAUGAGGGUAAAGUGCGAGCCAUAGAGAAAAUCGUGUCGGCACUCUCUGGGGUCAAGGAUAACGGCGCGUUCAUCGGGGCUCGAUCGAUCGGGAACUUGGCGGCCGAUGUGCGCGAGCGUGCGAUUGAGAUGUUGAUCGGGUUCAAGGCGCUCGCGCUCGAGAGCGAUGACGUGAUCGAGCGCAGACGAGGGGCGGCAGCCAUGGCGGGCGUCACCAAGGGUGUGGGCCUUGCGCCGCUCAUUGCCUCGGAUGUCAUCGGCGCCGUGAAGCGAGCGAUCGAGGAUAAGAAGAAUCCGAUCGCGCGCGCAGGCGCAUUGCUGACGUACGCGCAUAUGUGCAGAACCGCCGGUCGCGGUUUCGAGCCGUACGCGAUCGGCGAGGCUCCGAUGGUAUUCACGCUUCAGGGUGACAGAAACAACGAGGUUCGCGAGGCGGCGCACUUGGCGCAAGCCGCCGUCGUCAAGGCUCUGCCGCUCACUGCGAUGAAACUUUUGUCGCCCUCGCUCGUGGCAGGGAUGCAGCACAAGGAUUGGCAGAGCAAACUUGGCUCACUGCACAUCAUGGGCGACUUGGCGAACAGGGUGCCGCAGUCGUUCAUGCGCACGCUCCCAGACAUCUUCCCAACCUUUUUGGAUUGCCUCUUCGACACCCAUCCCAAGGUGUCGGCGCUCGCUGAGGAAAUUUUACCGAGCAUGUGCUCGUGCGUGAAGAACGCCGAGGUGUUGGGGAUGCUCAAUCUCAUUCUGAGCGCCCUUCGUUCGCCGCAAAGCGAGACGGAGGUGUGCCUCGAUAAGCUCAUGGAGACGACGUUUGUGAACUCGAUGGACGCGCCGUCUCUCGCCGUCGUUUUGCCCGUCAUUUUACGUGGCUUGCGCGAGCGCACGAAAGAACUGAAGCAAAAGGCGGCGACGACGUUCGGGAACAUUUGCGCCCUCGUGGAUGAUCCGCGCGAUUUGAUUGCCUUUAUUCCCGUCUUGUUGCCAGAGUUGGAGAAAGCUGAGGAGCACUCGCACCCUGACCUACGCGAAGCGGCGACGCGAGCAAAGAAUAGUUUGCUCAAGGGCAUCGAUGCGAGCUCGUCGGAGAAGCGCAAAGAGGCGGGUGAAUUCGUGCAAGAGGCGAUCGAGAGCAGUGGCGUGAGCGUGGACGCUGAGACGCAAGCGUACGCGGCCGCGCUCGGCGGUUGGGUCAUGGAUUCGGCGCCGAUGCGAAUUCCUCCCGCGAUUUUGUCCAACGACAUCAAGCGGGAGUUGACGCCGAUUCUCGAGAGCUCGCUGGCGGAUCAGCUCGAUUUGAUCGAAAAGGUUUCCAACACGUCGGUGAUGCUCUACAAAGGUCUCGACGAAACCGCCAUGCAGGAUGAAAGCACUCACGACUACAUCGUCGACCUUCAGGGCAUCAUCCUCGCCUUUGCGGGGCGUGUGUUGCUUCAACGCACGAACUUCACGCUCGAGCGUGGUCGCACGUACGGCAUCGUUGGUCAAAACGGUACCGGUAAGACGACGCUGCUCAACCGCGUCGCCGCCAAGGAUAUCGCGGGCUUCCCAGCAGACGUCUCGGUGUACUACAUUCAGCACGAAAUCACGAGUGAAAAGGAGGAGACGAUCGUCGAUUUCAUGGUUCAGAUGGUUCCGGAAGGCGUCGCUCGAGAAACCAUUGUGAGCACGCUCAUGGAGGUCGGGUUCGACGACGAAAAGAUGGCGGCGACGAUCCAGUCUCUCUCGGGCGGUUGGCGCAUGAAGCUCGCCAUCGCGCGCGCAAUGCUGUGGAAUGCCGAUGUGCUCUUACUCGACGAGCCGACCAACCACUUGGACACGAGCGCCAUCGCGUGGCUCACGAAUUACCUGAAGAGCUUGAAGAACACGACCAUCUGCUUAGUAUCACACGAUUACGACUUCUUGGCCGACGUCCUCACGGACGUCAUUCAUCUCAGCGAAAAGACGCUGACGUAUUAUCCGAUGGGGUUCCGCGACUUCCAGGCGCUCAAGCCGGAGAUCGUCGCCGCUUUACCCUCGAACGAUAAUGCGAUCGCCAAGCAAGCGAACAUCGAGGGCGCCGCUGCGCCGACAGAGGCGAAGAAGGAAUCCGGUUUCGCCAUCGACCAGAUUGGCGAUGACCAGCCGUCGCACAUCAAACCGAUUCGAUUCCCCGAACCCGGUGACUUAGAAGGCGUCAAGUCUCGCGCUAAGGUGGUGAUGUACAUGAGCAAUGUAUCCUUUGGCUAUCCCGGUACGAGCAAAAAGAUUCUCAACGGAGCCACAGUGAAGAUCACGCAAAACUCCAGAGCGGCGCUCGUCGGCUUGAACGGCGCCGGCAAGACGACCCUCUUGAAAUUGCUGAUCGGUGAGUUGCAGACCGAUGAGGGUGUCGGAGAAGUGUGGCGACACCACAACUUGCGUUUGUCGUACAUUGCGCAGCACUCGAUGCAGCAUCUAGAGGAUUCUCUGGAAAAUACCCCGCUUGAGUAUCUGCAGAACCGCUUUUACCAAGGUCGAGACAAAGAAGUUUCAAAGCGCGCGUCCCACAACUUAUCCAAAGAAGAGCUUGCCGUGGCGCAGGAGCGUGGUAACAUUCUCGAUGUUGUCGGCAGACAGCAGCGCGGUAAGCACCUCUUCUACGAGGUUCGCCGAUCUGGACGAGACGAAAGCGACACGGAUUGGGAGAUGAUGAGUGCAUUGGAACGCAAAGAUCCGUAUGUGAUGAAAAUGGUGCGUAACUUUGACGAAAAGCUCAAAUCCAUGCAAUCCGGGAUGGAUCUCCGCCCGCUCACGAAGGAAGAGGUGCGCUUGCACCUCGAAAACUUUGGAAUCGACCAAGAUUUGGCCAUGGGCAAGAUAAAGCGCAUGUCCGGCGGGCAAAAGAGCCGGCUCGUGCUCGCAGCGGCGAUGUGGACGAAUCCUCACAUCAUCGCGCUCGACGAACCGACGAACUAUUUAGAUAAUGACACGUUAGCCGCGCUGACUAAGGCGCUAAUUGAUUUCAAGGGUGGUGUGAUCACCAUUUCGCACAACGAGCCGUUCGUGCACGCGGUGUGCGACGAGUUGUGGCGUGUUGGAGAUGGCGUCGUCGUCACCGAAGGUGUCCCGGGCAAGGCGCCGAAGAAGCUCUCCGUGGCUGAGAAGCGCGCAUUGAAAAUGGGCCUCGACGGCGCAGAAGCAACGAUGAAGGAGGCACAAAACAACAAGAAGUUGACCUCUAAGGAGAAAAAAGAAGCCGCGGCCAAGGCUAAGUCGGCCAAGGGACCGAUCAAAGACCUUUACGGGCGAGGCCUCUAG